Molecule: messenger RNA, 1754 nt
Organism: Carassius carassius (crucian carp)
Lineage: Eukaryota; Metazoa; Chordata; Actinopteri; Cypriniformes; Cyprinidae
Product: calponin-3-like
Exons: 7
Coding region: 185-1174 (329 amino acids)
Biological process (GO): actomyosin structure organization
Molecular function (GO): actin binding
Source: RefSeq, a predicted model, not a curated record
AGCGAGAAGUUUUUGCGCGAGAGUCUUUGUUGUUUCGUGUAAAGUCACUGUGCACGAGGAUUAUUCAUGCACGCGGAGCGCCGAUUUAUCUGUACUGUGAUUUUACUGCAGCUGUAGGACUUUACUUCACUCAUUCCCUGUUGGUCAGCUCAUUGAAUUUAAGAGAAAUUUCAAAACGUGAAUCAUGACCCAGUUUAACAAGGGACCAGCCUACGGAUUAUCUGCGGAGGUUAAAAACAAGAUCGCACAGAAAUAUGACCAACAGAAGGAGGAGGAGCUUCGUUUCUGGAUCGAGGAGGUGACUGGCAUGCCGAUCGGAGACAGCUUUCAGAAAGGGCUCAAGGAUGGCGUCAUACUGUGCGAAUUGAUAAACAAGCUUCAACCUGGAUCAAUAAAGAAAAUAAACCAUUCACAGUUAAACUGGCAUAAGCUAGAGAACCUUGGGAAUUUCAUCAAAGCCAUUCUAGCCUACGGGCUGAAGCCCAAUGACAUCUUUGAAGCCAAUGAUCUUUUCGAAAACGGGAACAUGACGCAAGUCCAGACUACACUUCUCGCUUUGGCCAGUAUGGCAAAGACAAAAGGCAUGGAAACAAACAUUGACAUUGGUGUGAAAUAUGCAGAUAAGCAGCAGAGACAUUUUGAUGAAGAGAAGAUGAAGGCUGGCCAGUGUGUCAUUGGACUUCAGAUGGGGACCAACAAAUGUGCAAGCCAGGCUGGGAUGACUGCCUAUGGGACCAGGAGACACCUUUACGACCCUAAGACGCAGACAGAGAAACCCUAUGACCAGACCACCAUUAGCCUGCAAAUGGGCACCAACAAAGGAGCCAGCCAGGCUGGCAUGUCUGCCCCAGGCACCAGGAGGGACAUCUAUGACCAGAAGGCAGCUCUGGAACCAUUGGACAACUCCACCAUUUCAUUGCAAAUGGGAACCAAUAAGGUGGCCUCGCAGAAGGGCAUGAGUGUGUACGGCUUGGGACGGCAAGUGUACGACCCUAAGUAUUGCGCCACCCCAAUGGAGCCCAUAAUCCACGCCAACGGCAGCCAAGGCACGGGGACCAAUGGCUCAGAAAUCAGUGAUAGUGACUAUCAGGCAGAAUAUCAAGAGGAAGAGUACCAGGGCGAAUACCACGAUGAGUACAGAGGGCACUACAACGACCAGGGCAUCGACUACUAGAGAACGCUGUUAGUCAAAGCAGUAUUAACAUAAUGUAUAUCAUAAGAGCAAGUCUUUUGCAAUGCCUUUUGCAUCUCACAGUUACCCCUUCCCUCCCAGCGCAUGUGUUUGGGUAAACAUUCGUAAGGUGGUGAUAUCUCAAAUCUCCCAUCUUAAUGGUGAAAUUGAUCUUUUAUAAUUUCUUUAAUAAAGUGUUUUUUAUGAAGUAUGGAGAACUGUUAAGAGAAUUUUCUAGUUUUGCAGUACGAUCCUUCGUUUUACACCCUACAACUUUUGAGUUCACUACUUUUAAAGCUUGUUCGCCAUUGAAAUCCCGCUCUGCAGUUUGAAGACAUUCCUUCCUAAGUCAUUCUUUUGAAGUAAUUCCGUUUAGAAUUCCAAAUGCCUGGAAAUGUUACAAGCUACAAAUGUUAGCAUUUAAAGAUUAGCUGACUGGAUGACCACAAACAUUCCGCUAUUGCUUAGUUUUUUUGUGCCAUAAUAUUGGAAAAUCUUUCCCAUUGUAUUUAUUGCCCUGCUUUUCAUUAUAAAUCCUCUGUCAUAAGGUUCUUUUAUGAAUAAAUUCUAUCUUAUAAAUAAA